AGAUGGCUCUGUUCCUUGCUCUCCGAAAUGGGUAUCACGGUUCCAAAAGCUCCGGUCAUCUACUGUGAUAACAUCGGUGCGACAUAUCUCUGUGCUAACCCGGUCUUUCACUCUCGAAUGAAGCAUAUUGCGCUUGACUAUCACUUCAUCAGAAAUCAAAUUCAAGCGGGUAUGUUACGAGUUUCUCAUGUUUCUACGAAAGAUCAGUUAGCCGAUGCACCCACAAAGCCAUUGCCUCGCCUACAACUUCAACAGGCGUGUUCCAAGAUUGGUGUCACAAGAGCUCCUCCAUCUUGAGAGGGCGUAUAAGUGAUAUGUAUAUGUAUAAGUAGUAUAUGGGUCUAAAUGCAAUUAGUUUAUACUCUAAACCUAGUCUCCUCUGUAAGUGUCUGUAUAAAUAUGUAUAGUCUUUCUCAUUAAUAAUUUAACAUAUUCUAU
Messenger RNA from Arabidopsis arenosa, 438 nucleotides. The record is from the annotation of a GenBank genome assembly. Lineage: Eukaryota; Viridiplantae; Streptophyta; Magnoliopsida; Brassicales; Brassicaceae.